GUCCAUAAAGGAGCGGAAUAUAAGUAGAGCUCCUUCUAAUGACCCGACAUUCAAGACCAUAUCGUCGCGUUAUACGAAAAUGAUCCGCUUCACCGUAGUCGUCCUGGCUUUAGUCACCGUCUGUGCCGCGACGUCGAAGCCACGUCCAGUACGUCCACGUCCACCACCAGUCCUCGGUGGAUGGAGGGAUGUUGACCCAAACUCCAGCCCGGAGUACUUGGAACUGGCUCACUUUGCAGUGGGAUCGCAAACCAGAGGACUGGAAUACUACAAUACCGUAGUUGAAGUUACCAGAGCAAGGCAGCAGGUAGUUUCUGGCAUGAAAUACAGGCUGACGCUUACGGUGGUUCCAUCCACUUGUAAGGUCGGCGAAGCUGAGUAUAGCAGGGACCUUUGUCUGCCACAACCUGAUGCGCCAACAAAGCGAUGCCGAGCUCAACUGUACGUGGUUCCGUGGCAGAACAAGAAGCAGGUCACUUCCUUCAGGUGCCGCUAGGUUUUUCGCAUAACGGCGAAGAAGUAACGCAAGCAACAGUUGUGACUGCAGGAAGAAAUUGACUGUUGCAACCCUCUGCACUCCUAGAAAUGAACUUCACCGCAGUUAUGCUGUUCAUAAUAGUAACAAAAAAGAAAAGGCAUACGCCUCCCGCUUUCAACAGAUAACGAUAACAUUCGAGAUUAUGGUUGGCUAGGAGCGUGCCAUGCGGUGAAGUUCAUUUCUAAGAGUGUGGGUGCAUAGCCAGCAUCGAUACACCAGCUAUGUUUGUACUAUAGGUAAACAUACUUAGCGUGGGGCGUACGCACCCACUUAGUCAUAGCUAGAGCUUUUACGGGUUUUUUUAAAUCGAAACUUCUUCUCUAAUAAACUGUAUUUACCAAGUA
Messenger RNA from Ornithodoros turicata, 882 nucleotides. RefSeq names its product cystatin-1-like. The transcript is spliced from 3 exons. Gene Ontology annotation, cellular component: cytoplasm; vesicle. The coding region runs from base 80 to 496 and encodes 138 amino acids. Gene Ontology annotation, molecular function: cysteine-type endopeptidase inhibitor activity. The record is from RefSeq and is a predicted model, not a curated record. Lineage: Eukaryota; Metazoa; Arthropoda; Arachnida; Ixodida; Argasidae.